Molecule: messenger RNA, 5433 nt
Organism: Anopheles gambiae (African malaria mosquito)
Lineage: Eukaryota; Metazoa; Arthropoda; Insecta; Diptera; Culicidae
Gene: Asator
Product: tau-tubulin kinase 1
Exons: 11
Coding region: 1046-3823 (925 amino acids)
Biological process (GO): peptidyl-serine phosphorylation; signal transduction
Cellular component (GO): nucleus; cytoplasm
Molecular function (GO): protein serine/threonine kinase activity; ATP binding
Source: RefSeq, a predicted model, not a curated record
UCCUGUGUAUAACAUACACCGGUAGAGCACCCCCUAGACAGCCGUCUUUCGUUAAAAACACCUGUCAGCGAGCGAAGGUGACAGCAGCUGUCAAAACCAGUUUCAACCGUUUCAACGCACGGCAGAGAGCAACCACCAAAUGGCAGUCCCAUUUCGAUUCAUUUUCCUCGUUUUUCAUCCAACAAAAGGCAGUGAAAUGUGUACAGCGCGGAAAGAAUGCCGAGCCCUGCGUCAGUGCGUCACGGAGCAAACCAGUCCGUUUCAGUGAAGCACAGCAUUGGCAUUACUCACACACGCGAAGAACUGUCACCGUAGGGCAAGACACAGCAAGAAAGAGAAAGACAACCCAUCUCGGCAGGCUCCUCCGUCGCAAGGAACGAGAAGGGAACAAUCCCGUCCGAGUGCGUGUUUUUUUUUUUUGCGCACACACAUAAUAACCACCGAACUACCACCACCACCACUAGCCCCCACCAACCCCGACGCACCCCACCCAUCCCGCUACGGACUUUGAUGCAGCACGGGGCACCAGCACAGCGCCCCGAGCACGGUUGCGCCAGUGCGCAGGUACCAGGGCGAGCGUGAAAAUCGCCUCAAUUCUCAAUCGCAGCCGAGCGGCCGAGGAAAAAAGGGCCCAACUUUUUCCAACCACACGCAUCGUCGCCGAACAGGACAGGCCGCUGCCGAAACCGAACCAUUCGCAGUGCAGGCAGUGUGGAAAAUAGCCAGGGCAGUGUAACCAGCAAGUGCCCUCACUCAUCCCUUCUUCCCUGCCGGCUGCGCAUCAUCUUCCUCCAAAGCGGCGUGUAGACCUCUCGCGUGAAGCAAUGUGCACCUUCGGCUAGCUCCGGAAACGCCUCGGUCGCCGCAGCACCAGCAGGUCGUAGGUGGUGUGGUCGCAGGCCCGCCCGGCAGUGCUCCUUGUCGUGGUCCGAGUCCUGCGCCGUCUGGCUAGACCCCGCCGCAACCUUCCAUUCUUCCCGCUACUACCCCGCACAGCCGCACAGUGACGAGCGCCGCGAAGCACCGCACCCCGGACGCACCCAAGAUGGAUGAUCUGCUACAGGCCGGCCACGUGGUCAAGGAAAGAUGGAAGGUGCUGAAGAAGAUUGGCGGCGGUGGGUUCGGCGAAAUCUACGAGGGGCAGGAUUUGAUCACGCGCGAGCAGGUCGCGCUGAAGGUCGAGUCGGCCCGGCAACCGAAGCAGGUACUCAAGAUGGAGGUGGCCGUCCUGAAGAAGCUGCAAGGCAAGGAGCACAUCUGCCGGUUCAUCGGCUGCGGGCGCAACGAUCGAUUCAAUUACGUUGUGAUGCAGCUGCAGGGGAAGAAUUUGGCCGAGCUGCGGCGGUCGCAGGCACGCGGUGCCUUCUCACUCAGCACAACGCUGCGCAUCGGCCUCCAAAUACUGAAAUCGAUCGAAUCCAUCCAUUCGGUCGGCUUCCUUCACCGUGAUAUCAAACCAAGUAACUUUGCCAUAGGAAGACUACCGCUCACUAGUCGUAGAAUCUACAUGCUGGACUUCGGCUUAGCUAGGCAGUACACUACCGGUACGGGUGAGGUACGAUGUCCCCGAGCUGCGGCAGGAUUCCGCGGAACCGUAAGGUACGCUUCGUUAAACGCGCACAAAAAUCGUGAAAUGGGCCGCCAGGACGAUCUGUGGUCGUUGUUCUAUAUGCUUGUUGAGUUUGUUACCGGCCAGCUUCCAUGGCGUAAAAUUAAGGAUAAAGAGCAAGUUGGAAUGUUGAAAGAAAAAUAUGAUCAUCGUUUGCUACUCAAGCACUUGCCUUCGGAUUUCAAAUACUUCUUAGAGCAUAUUCAAUCCCUUAACUACGCCGACAAGCCGGAUUAUGCAAUGCUGAUCUCUCUGUUUGAACGAUGCAUGAAGCGCCGGGGCGUGAAGGAAACGGACCCGUUCGACUGGGAAAACAACGCCGACUACAACGCCGGCGAAGCCAAAGCUAUCAACGCAGCCGUACCAAAGAGUGAACUAAUCAAAAAACAUAAGGAUAUCGAAAUGACCGAGGAGAAACGCAAACCAAUCAUGGACUCGGCAAAAGUGCUACACACGGAACCGAUCGAAUCGAUGAAGCCGCAGAACGUGCUGAACGCGGGCGGCGGUGGUGGGGCGGCCGGGGCCGCGGCAACCGCUGCCGCCAAGGCGGCCCUCAACCACGCGGACCAACACGAGCCGAACGAGGCAAAGAUACAGCAGGAGACGAAAACGGACGGUCCGGCGAUCGAGAUGGUGGUCGUGAAGGGUCUAAUAAGUUUUCCUAUUCACCAGAACGAGAUACCGCUGGUGCGGGCGCACACGGAGGUGAUGACGAAGCCGGCCAAGCACGGCAGCAACCGGCUGCGAAUACUGACCGCGCCGCCGGUCAACAUCAAGGAUUUCUCCUCCUCGCUCGACAAGCAGCAGUCGCAGUCGCCAUCGCAGCAGCACCAGCAGCAGCAGCAGCAGCAGCAGUCGCUGCACCACCAGUCGUCGCACCACAUGUCGCAGCAGUCGCACCACCACCAUCACCAUCACCAUCCGCUGCACGCGUCCAACGACGGCAACAACCUGUCGAUGGAGCUGAAGUCGAAGCUGCUGAAGACGGAGGCGGACGACCUGUCGUACGCGCCGUCGGACGGCAUGAUACUGCGCGAUCUCACCCAGCAGCACUGCCAGUCGGUCGGGCAGCCGAAGCAGCACCACGACGGGCACCAGCAGCAGUCGUCCGGCGGCGGUGGCGGCGGGGGCAGCCUGCAGCGCCAAAGCCUCACGCUCGGUGGCAAAAGCCUGCGCUCGUACGGCAGCACCACCACCAGCAACAAGUACGGCGGCGGCGGCGGCGGGCGGAACGAUGACAAGAGCUGCCGGGACUACUCGAUCACGCAGCACGCGAUCAUCGACGACGACAACGCGAGCCAGCACCAGACGCCCAAAUACCAGGGGGCGCUCACGCUCGCCUCGCAGUGGAAAAGCCAGUUCGACGACUCGGACGACUCGACCGACGGGCUCUGGAAGGGCGAACAACAUUCCGAAAAUGCAUCGAAGAAAAACUACACUAACCUCAACAAGAGCAGCAUGGCCGCCGGCCAGCCGAAGGAGCACCACCAGCCGGUGUCGCCGCCCCAGCCGCCGCCGCUGCCUCCGCCCCCCCAGACGAACGGGCAGCUAAGCGGGGCCGGCUCCGUCCCGACGCGGAACGGGCACGCCGAGCAGCCGCACGGCGGGACCGAGAAUGGGACGGCCUCGCUGCCAUCCCAGGGGCCGGCGCCGCCGCCGCCGCUACCACCGCUGCCCCAGUGCGAGGGUGCGGCCGUACCGCUGCCGGACUACGCCGGCAGUGGCUGCGACAGGCAGCAGCUGCUGGCGGCCGCCCUGGCCGCCGAACCCGACUGUGGGCCGCUGGUGGACGCGGCCAGCUUGCUGCCGUGCGUGGCAGUACCGGCGGAGGACGGCAGCAAUAAUCAGCAGCGGCCGGGGGUAGAGGAGCUGGAUGGGGCCGCCGAACCCGCCGAUGCUGGUGCACCGCAGGGUGCAGUGGCAAACGAGGAGAAGGAGGAGGAGGAGGAGGAGGAAGAAGAAGAGGAAGAAGCGGAAGAGCAGGAGGAGGAGGAGGAGGACGGGGAGCAGCAGCAGGGCGAAGAGGAAGAAGCGGAGCCAAGGGGGGGAAAGGUGGAUGGCGGCGGCGCCGGAGGGGGACCGAUGAUCGUCAGCGUCGGCAGCCUGGUCGGAGGCUUCGAGGCGGUGGCGGCGGCAGCGGCUGCCGCCGCCGUUACCGCGACACCCGUUACCGCCGGCGGCAACGCGGAACUAUCUAGUAAUCUUAAAUCUUAACUCUCUCUCUCUCUCCGAGACACACACACACACAGAUACACGGAAUUGCAGACAAGAAUACACUCAAAGAGAAAAACAAAAACACUCCUUCCUCAGCUAGCGCGUUUUUGUUUUGCCACGACAGCAGCAGCAAAAAGAAGCAUCAGCUUGCGGCUAUUUACAGAUCCAGCAAACUAAGGGUAGAUAGAGAAAGCAAGACAGAGAGAGAGAGAGAGAGAGAGAGAGAGAGAGAGAGAGAAAGAGAGAAGCAAACGUGAUGUUAGCAAGAUACAAUAAUAGCGUGACAAGGGUAACGGCGUAAACGUAACGCGACCAGUCAAACCGAAAGAGGUGGUAACGCGUAACGCCGUCGAUCCGGUGGCGUUACACAAGCGUAUGGAGCUUCGAACCCGAAACUCUUCUAGUCUAUACCACGCCCUCUCGUUUUGGCUUGGGGGCGCCCCGUUACCAGGUGUCCCUGUAUGAGUGCAAUAUGCUAGCAGGAUUACAAACAGAGAGACACACACACACACGCAAACACCGCCAUGGGUGCGAUAAGAGCCGAUUACUACUACGUAACUGGCUUACUAGGAUGUUAUCUAUCAUCUCCCUCCUUCCAACUCCCGCUCCUCGGGAUCGGCCUAGUUCCUGCGUCGGUGGGCAAACCCCCAACGCCCCGAGGGCGUUGCGUGCCAUCUUGGAGUGUUUAACGAUUUAAGCAUAGUGUUCCCUCACUGUGGUACUGUAAUCUCACGCGGUCCUUCUUACAUGAGGGUGUCCCCGUCGGACACACGCCCUGGACCGUCAUAGAAGUAGGCUUCGGGCGCUAAUAUCACGUAAACACUACUACAACUACUCAACCAGCCAGUGAAAGAACUCAUCGAUGGAGGGAAGCAGAAAACGAUCUCACGAGAAUUUAUUCAACAGGUACAGGGGGGGGGGGGGAGUCGGAGAGUCGAGAAUCUCCACCCGCACCCCAUCAACGGUUGGUGGUGAUCAACCAAAGGGGGGGGGGGGGGGGAAUGGACGGAAAAACAACAACCCAGGAGGCCGAAUCUAACGAGCAAUGUUAGCGAUGGAAAAAUCCGACGGAAGAAGAAAAAGAAACAGAGAACAAGUAGAAACUAAAAAGAGCGCGUUGUUCGUAAAAUUAAACACACACACACGAAACUUACCAAAAGCAAGCAAAACCCAUGACAAAGCAAACUAAUAAGAGGGGAAAACAACACUUAAAACUACCAAAAAAAGGCGUAACACACACACACACAUUUACAUACACUAAAACCAAAAAUGGGGGCAAACAAAAUAAAGCAAACAAAAGGAGAAGAAACAAAACGAAGCAGAAGCGUAUGCGAUAAACUACACAACAAGUGAAGCAACAAAACAAACUUUCCACGACAAAAGUGGGGAGGGGCAAGGCACAGGGAAGAGAAGAAAAAAAAAGCAAGAAAAAUAAGAGAUGGAAUGGGCGGAGUGGGUGAGUGGGGGUGGGCGGGAUGUGGAGCAAAACACACACACACACACACACGGAAAUUGGAAGGAAAACACGGAAAAUUAACGCUGACAGGAUUAAGCGAAUAAAUCAAUGAUAACACACACGAUACCCACUAAUAGCCAAAGGUGGAUCACUA